CUGAUGUUCUUUUGCACUCUGCCUCCAGACCGAUUUGAGCCUGUACCCUGCUCCUGAGAGGGUGAAGUUGAUACAGAGUGAGCAACGGAUACUGUAAAAAGGAAGCAUCAUGGCUGACCCUUCAACUAACAUGAGGCUACGGCUGGGAAUAUUAUGCAUCAUCUUGGAAGUCAUCCUCAUCAUCCUCUUUGGAACGCUGGUGGAGUAUAACGAAGACACCGAUGCCAAGCACUGGAAUGAAAAUGGAAAACAUAAUGAAUCUCAAUACGACAAUGAGUUCUACUUUCGUUAUCCCAGUUUCCAGGAUGUGCAUGUGAUGAUCUUCGUUGGCUUUGGGUUCCUGAUGACGUUUCUUCAGCGUUAUGGAUUCAGUAGUGUCGGAUUUAACUUCCUCAUCGCAGCAUUUUCCCUACAGUGGGCCACGCUUAUGCAGGGCUUUGUACACGGCUUGCACCACGGCAAGAUCCAAGUUGGGGUUACAAGUAUGAUAAACGCAGACUUCUGCACUGGUUCUGUGCUGAUAUCUUUUGGUGCCGUUUUGGGGAAGACCAGUCCUGUGCAGCUGCUUGUUAUGUCCAUUUUCGAGGUGACAUUGUUCGCUGUCAAUGAGCACAUCCUGAUUGGUAUCCUUAAGAUUAAUGACGCUGGUGGAUCCAUGACAAUCCAUACAUUUGGUGCAUACUUCGGCCUGAUGGUGACCCGUGUUCUGUACAGGCCCAACCUGGACAAGAGCAAACACAGGAACUCAUCUGUCUACCACUCUGACCUCUUUGCCAUGAUCGGUACCAUCUAUCUGUGGAUGUUCUGGCCCAGCUUCAACUCAGCCAUUACUAAUUACGGAGACCCCCAGCACAGAACCGCCAUGAACACUUACUACUCACUGGCUUCCUGCACACUGGCUACAUUCGCUUUCUCUGCCCUAGUCAGCCCAGAGGGCAAAUUGGACAUGGUGCACAUCCAGAAUGCUGCGCUGGCAGGUGGUGUUGCUGUAGGAACAGCUGGAGAGAUGAUGCUGACUCCAUUUGGCUCCAUGAUUGUGGGAUUCCUAGCUGGAACUAUUUCGGUACUUGGAUACAAAUACCUGACGCCGGUUUUGGAGGAGAAACUGAAGAUUCAGGACACCUGUGGCAUUCACAACCUUCAUGGAAUGCCGGGUGUUCUUGGAGCUGUUGUGGGUGCCGUCACUGCUGCUUUAGCAUCCAAGGAUGUAUAUGGAGAUGGAUUACAUAGAGUGUUCGGUGCUAGUCAAUCUGAGGGUUGGACUCCUGCUUCCCAUGGUGGGAGACAGGGUAUCUCCCUGGCUGUUACAAUGGGAAUGGCUCUCAUUGGUGGGCUAAUUACAGGGUUCAUUUUGAAGAUACCAAUCUAUGGUGCUCCUCCAGAUACUCACUGUUUUGAGGAUACACUCUACUGGGAGGUGCCAGGGGAGGAGGAAGAUCAGUAUGUGCUCGCUGAAGUGAGCACACGAAACGAAGUGGAAAAACUCAACGGCUAAAUUACCAGCUCUCUGCUACCUGUUUGUGUGUUCAUGUUCAUAUGUUCACUUCUAUGGACACACUGUUAAAAGUACCAUCACCGGGAGUGUUCUCUGCAGGAUAUUUUAAUUUUGUUCUUAAAAUAAAAAAGAAAAGUUCAGUUUUUAUUAUUAUUAUAUACUAUUAUAUGAAGCCUUUCAUUAUUAACCAAGUUGAAAGCUGAGAAUGUGCUACACUAAACUCAGGCUGUGUGAAGUCACUCAGUCAACUGUCUAAGAGCUUGUGAGUCUUCAUAAAUCCACAAGAUGGCGAUGAAGAGCUGUCUUUCGCUCUGUGCUGUGAACGAUAAAGACGAGCGAAGCUGAUAGCUUUUAGAAAUAUAUACUUGUCAUUUUAAAGCCAAUUACAAGUGUUUUGCUUAUUUCUUUUAAGAGAAAUGUGUUAUGAAAUGUAUGGGAAAACUUGUGGUAUUGAUUUUAUCUUUGUAUUUCCCUAAAGUAUAUGUGAAGUGUAGCAUGUAAGAAUCCUAGCUGUAAUAUUUCGUUUUUUACACCACAAAUGUUAUCUAUGAAUUACAACUUAUUUUCGCGUUCUUUGUAAGUAAACUUUAUUGUUGUUGUUGUUGUUGAAAAUAAAAAAAAAUGCAGGGGAAAGAUGUGGCGAUAUCUUAAAUGUAUAAG
Molecule: messenger RNA, 2155 nt
Organism: Xyrauchen texanus (razorback sucker)
Lineage: Eukaryota; Metazoa; Chordata; Actinopteri; Cypriniformes; Catostomidae
Product: ammonium transporter Rh type B-like
Exons: 10
Coding region: 110-1495 (461 amino acids)
Biological process (GO): ammonium transmembrane transport; ammonium homeostasis
Cellular component (GO): plasma membrane
Molecular function (GO): ammonium channel activity
Source: RefSeq, a predicted model, not a curated record